This is a messenger RNA of Mycotypha africana, 571 nucleotides long. Its product is annotated as TFIIH subunit TTDA/Tfb5. Gene Ontology annotation, cellular component: transcription factor TFIIH holo complex; transcription factor TFIIH core complex. Gene Ontology annotation, biological process: nucleotide-excision repair, preincision complex assembly; nucleotide-excision repair; transcription initiation at RNA polymerase II promoter. The transcript has a single exon. The record is from RefSeq and is a predicted model, not a curated record. NCBI's taxonomy places the organism in Eukaryota, Fungi, Mucoromycota, Mucoromycetes, Mucorales, Mycotyphaceae. Bases 185 to 412 code for a protein of 75 amino acids.
UAUUAUCAUGAGCAGUUUGAAGGGCAGUGCCUUCAUACUGUACAUGUGCAUGAGACCCAAUCAAAAAAUCAGCCUAGGUCGUGGUUAUGACUGCGUAUAUUUGUGAGCUUAAUUCUCAAUCCAACACAUCAUCCAUUUUCGUGUGAGGUAUCUUUCCUUUUUUUUUGAAAAGUCUUAGACGAGGAUGGUCAAAGCAGUGAAAGGUGUUUUGUUGGAGUGUGAUACCACAGUAAAGCAGAUUGUGCUCAAUUUGAACAAGAGAGGAAAUUUUGUGAUUGAAGAUCUAGAUGACACCCAUUUAUUCAUUGAAGCUACUUGGGUUGAGCAAUUGAAGUACGAAUUAGACAAGAUUCUUGACGAAAACUCUUAUACAGUUUCUGCUAUUGAUGAGAAAGACAACAAAAGAAAUUGAUACCGUUGCUCUAUGAAUAUUCGACUCUUUCAUUUAAGGAUUCAUCCUACUUAUAUCACUUAUUACGUACAAUAUACCCUAAAACAUUUCUUUGCAGCCAUCACGGUCAAACCUUCCCUUUAUUCAAAACUAUAAUCUCUUAAAGUCAAACAACGAAAG